AUGCAGUACCGCAUGGUUCUUGGUGUUGCCGCCUCCUUGGCUCUCGGCGCAAAUGCUGCCCCUAACCCCAAGAUUACCCCGGCCCCGGUGGCUGCAAAGAAGCUUGCUCUGCGUGAUAGCGUGCCCGCUUCCUCUGGCUCCUCUGCUCUGAGCGCCCCUAAGACUAUUGCAGCAGGAGAGGCCUUCGAUGGUGGAAUGUUCGUGUACGACCGCGGUGUGAGCUGCGAGGGCCAGUCCGAGGGUGGUGACUCGGACGCCGUCUUCCAGAUCGAGAACGGCGGCACCCUCUCCAAUGUCAUCAUCGGGCCCAACCAGAUGGAAGGUGUUCACUGCCAGGGUGCCUGUACCCUUGAGAACGUUUGGUGGUCUGCCGUUUGCGAGGAUGCCUUCACCAUCAAGAGCCAAGAGGCGGGCGAGACCACGUACAUCAAGGGUGGUGGUGCUUUCGGAGCCGACGACAAGGUUCUGCAGCACAACGGCGGUGGCACCUUGAGUGUCAGCGACUUCACCGUAGAGACCUUCGGUAAGCUUUACCGCAGCUGCGGUAACUGCAAGACUAUGUACGAGCGCCAUGUCAUCAUGAGCGGCAUCACCGCCACGUCUGGCAAGCAGCUUGCCGGCAUCAACACCAACUACGGUGAUACGGCUACGUUCACCAACAUUGCUGUCUCUGGCGUUGACGACAUUUGCGUCAAGUACACCGGAACCGACGACAAUAGCCAAGAGCCUACCGAGAAUGGCUCGGGUGCUGACGGCACCUAUUGUAUCUACUCUGAGUCGGACAUCUCCGGUGACACGUCCGGCUCCGGCUCUGGCUCCGGCUCUUCCGCCGCCGCCAGCUCGUCCGCCAAGAAGACCACCAGCUCGGGUGCCGCCAAGAGCACUAGUGCCAAGAGCAGCGACGACGAGGAGGCCACUUCGACCUCCAGCUCCAAGAAGACAAGCACGGCCAAUUCUAGCUCCGCAAAAGCUACUGCCACUUCGUCUUCGACCAAGAAGUCAAGCUCAAGCAGCACCAAGACUUCCUCCUCUUCCAAGGCAACCAAGGACUCCGAUUCCGACGCCAAGAUUGAGGAUCGUGCUUUUGCGGGCUGGUUCCGAUGGUGA
Messenger RNA from Neoarthrinium moseri, 1107 nucleotides. RefSeq lists its product as uncharacterized. Gene Ontology annotation, biological process: pectin catabolic process. Gene Ontology annotation, cellular component: extracellular region. Lineage: Eukaryota; Fungi; Ascomycota; Sordariomycetes; Amphisphaeriales; Apiosporaceae. The transcript is spliced from 3 exons. Bases 1 to 1107 code for a protein of 368 amino acids. The record is from RefSeq and is a predicted model, not a curated record. Gene Ontology annotation, molecular function: pectate lyase activity.